AUGUGCUCGAGAGAAGAUCUCGAUUAUCAAGACGUGCAAAUUCAGGAACUACGAUCUGAUGUUUUGAAAGUGAAGACUGAACUUACCGGUCUCUCUAGGAGUUUACUACGUACAAAGGAGAGUGUGAUACGACAUGACGAGAAUUCAGACGUUGCUGACAUUCGCGAAGACCUAUCACUUCAUGAAAUGAAGUUAGAACUUUCUGGGAUAAGAUCAGAACUUUCUCAUGUCAGAGUCAGUUUAGAUGCUGUGUUAGCAAGGUUAGCUAAGACUGAAGAUUAGUUUGAUUCCCUCAACAGUAGCCAAACUUACAGCAUCUAAAUUUCUGACGUAAAAGUGAAGAAGGCAAAAAAAAAAAACCUUCGAAUUUACUGUGGGUAAAAGAGGCACGAUCAAGUUCACUUGACGUUUAUUUGAUAGCAUUCGGGGCUGAAACGUUCCUCCAGUGCGAAAUAUCUUCGCACCCGACAAGUGACCUUGAGUCAUUAUCAAAUGUGAACUGAAGCGUAGAGAGAGAUAUUAAAUUAUUUUAAAACACAAGAAUUUUUCUCUCAUUUGUUUUAAUUCUUAAAGAAAAAAAUGAAGAAAAGGUGGUUGCAUAGUUUAUGGCAUUAUUUACCAUAUCAUAUACCCACUUUUCUAGAAUUGUUCAUCUUUAAUUUAGUUUUUUUUUACAUCGCUUCAAGUUCAUUUCCCCAAAAUCAGGCAGUGCCAAUUCUUCGAUCACAAUUUUCAGUUGUUUUCAUCAUGACGUCAAAAUGAUCAAAAGUGGAACUGCGAGCCUCUACGGCGUGGUAUAACCGCAUAAUUUCCGGAUGUAGACGUCUGCACUCAAGGUAGGAUCUAUAGAUCGGCAAUGUAAAAUUGAGAAUUUUCAAGGUCUACUCUGCCGAAGUUAAUCGUGUGAGACAAACAACUACUCCACUUCUGUUGCCUAUGAAACUAUUGUAUCUUCACAACGAUCAUUUACGGUUUAUUGUUUGUCUCACGAUAGUUCCCCUGUUAUUCAUGGUAAAUUUCGUUCGUUCACAACUGAACUUCAGCAGGUGACUAUUUAGCACCAUACAGUAUAUACUAGUGAUUGGUGUAAUCACUAGCAACCGUUGUGUUACUAAUUCACCUCACAGCAAAACGAGCCUCAUCACUGAUACAGCCACCUCUAUCUUAACGGACACCUCAAUAAGACGGACACCUGGAACUGGGGCCUGCCUUUUUUUUUUAUUCCUUUUAGUUCAGUUGACCCUCUACAAAACAAACAUCUCUCUAUCUGUCUUAUACAGACUCAUUGAUCCGGUCCCACUAGGGUGUCUGUCUUAGAUAGAAUUGACUGUACUAUAAAACGUGCAACGAACAGGACCCGCGGAGCAGUUUUUCAAGUGGGGAGCCCCUCCACCUCUUGAAUUGAAGGGAGGGGGAGAACUCUAAAACAACAAGAUGUAUUCUAAAGCAUGUAAAUAUCACUGUAACUGUAACAAGAAAUAAGUAAGAGAGAUUCUAACUGAUAUUUUAGAAUCCUCCUGUCAUAUUACAGCGACGUACUGGUAUUUGGCCAUGUACAAUGUAUCUAGUGCAUAUGGAACAUCUUAACAGAACGACUGUUUAAACGUUUUACGGUAAUCAAGGGAAAGGACCUCUGGGAAUUUUAGUAACUGACGCUUAUCAAAGGUUUGCUUAAUACAGGUUUGACAGUAGGUAAUACCUCACCUGAGAGAGUGGGGUUUUCCGCUUUUGCAAAAAUAAUCUGAAAUUCUCGUUGCCCGUUUUUUGCUAAUGUUGGCAGUCUGCGACGAUUCUUCAGAUUCGUUGUUUAUAUUACAAAAGAUCAUAUGCGCCUCUUUGUUGGUUAUGAUCGCAGGAUUGUAUGA
This is a messenger RNA of Porites evermanni, 1865 nucleotides long. The record is from the annotation of a GenBank genome assembly. Lineage: Eukaryota; Metazoa; Cnidaria; Anthozoa; Scleractinia; Poritidae.